This is a messenger RNA of Lichtheimia ornata, 1317 nucleotides long. RefSeq lists its product as uncharacterized. Gene Ontology annotation, cellular component: P-body. The record is from RefSeq and is a predicted model, not a curated record. Gene Ontology annotation, biological process: deadenylation-dependent decapping of nuclear-transcribed mRNA; positive regulation of catalytic activity; deadenylation-independent decapping of nuclear-transcribed mRNA. Bases 1 to 1317 code for a protein of 438 amino acids. Gene Ontology annotation, molecular function: enzyme activator activity; mRNA binding. The transcript is spliced from 6 exons. Lineage: Eukaryota; Fungi; Mucoromycota; Mucoromycetes; Mucorales; Lichtheimiaceae.
AUGGACUUGGAGGAACGUGCAAAACUCAAUCUCACCGUCCUUAAACGACACGACCCUUCCAUCAGCGACAUUUGCGACCAAUCACCCCAUGCUGUUGUUUAUAAAUUCAUAAGAGACAAGAACGGUUGGGACAAGAUGGGAAUGGAAGGUGUCUUAUUCUUAGUGCAUAGAGACACGUCACCGAAAUACGCAUUAUGCAUACUUAAUCGGAUCAGCAUGGAUAACUUUUGGCUAUAUUUAAGCGACAUUGUGGAUAUCAGUUUGAAUGAGGAAUUUGUCAUGUGCCAGACGAGUGAAGGCAAGGCAUGCGGUUUAUGGUUAUUUGAAGAGAAGGACAGGCAAAGAUUUGUGGAUCGUAUAUUGCAGUUACGCAAACAAGAACAAGACCAAGUCGACAUUCUCAAGUUUUUCGGAAGGGCAACAACGAUUACACCACAAUCACCAGCAAAUGAACCAAAACCCGAGAAUCAGCAACAGCAACAUGCAUCGGAACUAUUGAAGUUAUUGCAACCCAACAAGGCAACAGAUGAUCAAGGUGUGAAGCAACAACAACAAAUGCCACAACCACCUCAACCACCCAUGAAUCAUAGCAACAAUCAUUAUUCACAACCACCGCCAAUGAUGUUUGGUGGACAUCCUCCUCCACCUCCUCCACCACCAUCACAGCCUUACCAUCAUCAUCCUCAUCCUCAUCAUCCUUAUCCUAAUCCUAUGGAAGAUAUGGCAGCUGCAGCAGCACAUGUUAAUGAGUAUCCAAUGAUGUAUCCACAGCAUCAAUCAUCGCCUAUGCGUCCUCCACCACCGCCAACUCAACCUCCACCACCUCCUACAUCUUCCACUGCUGAUGGUGAAUUAGCCAAAUCACUAUUCCCUGGUUCAUCGCUUCAUCCAGCUGCUGCUGCAUCUCCACAAAAGACUGCUUCACUUUUACAAGCUCUUCAAGGAGGUGGCUCGAAUGGUCCUGUGCCUGUUUCAUCCACAUCAUCACCUCGUAACUCGCCAUAUCUUUUGGGUAAUCGUCCUUGGCCAUCACCUGCUGGUGCUGCUGCUGUGGGUGGUAAUUAUUCAUCGCCUCUAAGCAAUGCUCCACCAUUGACAUCGCAACAAGUUAUGGAUUUGACGCAAACUGAAUUGGAUCGUCGUAUGCAAGAAGGACAACCUACACUUUCCAAGCCUGAAUUUAUUCAACAAUUCUUGAACAUGGUCAAGAACGAUCCAUCCUUCCUAGAUACUUUAUAUGAUCGCUAUCGAAAUGACAGACCAUCCACCACCACCACCAACAAGGGCAAGCAAAUCCCAUUACGGUACCCCCAAUAA